UUGUGCAGAGAGAGCAGGCUGCAGCAGCUGGACCGACUCCUGACCGGGACCAGAACAACACCGGCCUACAUUUUCGCAGACUGUUAUCACUGUAAAUCUGAGAGUUCAGGUUUUCUAUCCGCCAUGAGAGACUACUCAGCGACUCCGAGCAAUGGAGGCACCUGCAUGCCAUGCUGCCAAGUUUGCGUCUUCGCCUUUACCGCAUUUCUCAUCGUUGCAGAGAGGACGGCACUGAUCUACUGCUUUGUGUACUAUCUGUGGGUGGGUCACAACUACUGCUAUGCCCAUCUUGCUGGCUUCACUGCACUGUUCCUGCUGCCAGGUUGGGGUCCCCAGUGGCUCAGUUAUCUGUGGUACCUGUCAGAUGGACGCAUCCGCAGGAAGUCUCUCACCUGGACACACAUACUGCACCUGGGUAUCUUCAAACGGCUUUUGGAGUGCAUGGGUCUGCCAGAUGAGGAUGUGUAUGGUGAGAUCAUGCAGCAGGCUGAUGUAUCUGCCUUACGUCUGUUUGAAGCCUUGGUGGUCACCCUCCCUCAGACGCUGCUGCAGACCUAUGUGCUCAUCUGUACUGAUAUAGGAAUCAAGUCUCCAGCCUCAGUGUGUUUUGUGGUGUGUUUGUUAUCGCUCGCCUGGGCCUUGGUCCUCUAUGCCAGAGCCUGUUCACUCAUCAGACCAGGACACCUGCAAAUGACCCCCGCUGCCAUUCUCUGUCGACUGCUGUGGAGGGUCAGUAUGUUGGGAUCUCGAUUUGCCGUUCUCAUGCUCUUCACACGUAUCUUCAAACAAUGGAUCCUGGGGGUAAUUGGCGUGCACUGGCUGGGUGCAACUUUCUGGAUGGUGUCUCAACAGACUGACAUCAUACGUUCAACUAGUCGAUGGAGACUCUUCAACCUCGUUCUGGGAGCCAUUCACAUCUUCCUUUUCCUCAAUGUGAAGUACGGUCAAUCCAGAUGCCGCAUGGCUGGGUUCUACCUGGUCAUGUUCUUAGAGAACACUUUUCUUCUUCUGGCCUCCUCAUGGUUGUUUACCAUGGUGUCCUGGGAUACUGUGGGAAUCCCAGCUGCAGUGUUCUGUAGCUUCCUCAUUGGAGUGAUAGCAUUGGUGCUGUACUAUCGUUUCCUCCACCCUAAGUCCUUUGAGAUUUUCCAGAGUAUUCGCCACAGGGGGAUAGGUGGAGCCUGCAUGGAGCGUGGAUCUACACUCUCAUUGGAGGAGAAAGUCACACCCACUUUCCAUCACCAUGCAAAACUGUCUGGAGGUGGGACCCUCAUGGAUCUCCCUAUCCAAUGGGAGGGCUGGAAACAUCACCACUGGCUGCUGAUUCGCUUGGCCCUGAAGACGGGGGAUGUAACUAAGAUCUGGUCGUUGUAUGGCGAGGGGGGUCUGGCCGGACUGAUGGGUCUGUCUGAGGAAGUUCACUCCCCUGAUGAACUUCUUGUCUCUCGGAUUCCACCUGUUCAGCCGCAGGUUCCUCAGAUCUCAGCUCCUCAACCAGCUCCACCACAGGUGAGAGAGGUGGUCCAACCACCAAAGCCGGCUCCCACCAGUAUAGUAGCCAGACCAGUAAGAAAAGCUCCUCCCACAACAAUCCACGAUAUGAGAAGGUUUCCAGAGAUCAUCCCGGUCCAGGAGGUCAUUCCUGAGGAAACCGCAGAAGACGAGUCCAGCGCUCCACUAUCAGAGGAAAAAGGUGAUGAGGAGUUUCAGAGUGCUGCUUACGGCUCGCCAACUAUUUCAUCUCCACGGCAACCAGGAAGCCUCCGCCACAUUGACAGCAACGCUGCGACCCUGACUGAAGCCUCGUCCUCCCCAGGUUCUCUGGACAUCAAGACUCCCGGCUGGUCACCUGAGCGACGUUCCCCUCUUCUGAUUGGAUCCCCGGAUAAAAAAACAGCGAUCCCCGGAGAGUCCAGCACUACACUGUACUUCAGUGCGGAUGCACAGUCUCCCUCCAGUGGGAGCUAUCUUGGCUGGGGCUCCGAGUUGUCACCCAUCUCCACCUACAGAAGUCCCUACCGGAUCAGGGAGGCUCGUUUUAUCACAUCCACCCCACGACUGGAGCCUCGAGCUGGGGCUGAAAGUCCAGGCCUGGCCCCUGUUGUUGUCAUCCCUGCCACUCCUGGUACAACACCAGGCACCACCCCAGGUGGAACCCCUGGUGCUUCGACUCCUGCUGCUUCAACAUCUGCAGCUUCAACACCCGCGGCUUCAACGCCCGGUGCUUCGACUUCCGGUGCUGCGACUCCCAGUGCUUCGACUCCUGGUGCUGCUACACCCGGUACUCCAAUCAUUCCAAUCACUCCAGUCAUCUCCCACGCUCGAAAACAGAUGGUCCAGUUUGUGGACAGUAGAGAGAGGGCGGUGUAAGGAGGAUGGGGGUAAAGGGGAAGGGAACAACUGGGUGGGGAAUGAUAUCUUUUUCAGUUCAUCAGUUAAGGAUAUACAUGAGUUCAUGCAUUAACUUCUAGGCUUGGUGGGGAGUUAGGGGGCCUUUUCAGCUCAGUUCAUUUGAAUCAGUCAUUGAAGAAUAUACAGUAUAAAUGAUUAUUUAUGUUUUUCCCCUGACAUGCAGAUAAAAGGGUUCCACUAGCAGAAAAUGGGGAUGCAUGGGUAGCACAGUGGCAAAACACUUGUCAACCACUGCAAUUCUUAAUAGUGGUACCUCUGGCCUUCAUGUACGUUCCAACACAUGUAGCAGUGUUUAUAGGUGGGAAGUCAGUGAUGGACCAGGUCCUUGUUGCUGCACUAGCAACUCCUGGUUAGUUGGAGCACCUGCAGGGAGGAGGGUGUGAUCCUGUCCUGUUGGCAGGUGAAAGAGAAGCAUCUGGCAAAUUCAUGUGUAUCAGGUGAAGCACGUGGCUGUCUGCUUCCUACCGAGGCCACCAGAGGAGUUAGCGGUGACAAACACCGCUGCACAAUUGGCCAUUCCAAAUAUGGGGGUGGGGGUGGGAUUGUGUAUUUUUUAAUUUCUUUAAAACCAUUUGAUGAAAGAAAUUCACUAUAAACUACAGAUCAUUAUUUACAGAAGAUUGGAUCCGGGUUACUCAUCAAAAGAAGACACAGAUAACAAUUCACAGGUGCUAAUGAAUGUGGGGCAUCACUUUCAUUCAUUUAGAUAAACCCUUACACUUAAUCAUUAGACACUAACCACAGAAAACCUAAUGCAGUUUAGUCACUGGAUUAUUCAGGCAGUGCAGUCAGCUGAGGUUACCUCUGGUGAAAUUUAGGAGCAAACUAAUUAUUAAAAUAAUCUGAAUUAUUAUGAUGACAUUUGAAACCAAAAAGCAUAAACAAUCAUGUGAAUCAAGGAAAAGUUAUUUAAAUGGUAGUGGAUCUCAGUGUCAAGAAUUUUCUAAAUGAACCAGGUAACUAAACUAGUUUACAAUAACCAAACAUGCUGUCUGCCUGGCUGCCGAGCAGAAUCUCUUGUAACGCCACUCCCCAAUGCCAAUCUCUUUUUUUAAAUUGGUGAGAUUAGUCUGAUGCAAUGUUAGGAAAUAUAUAAAUAAUGCAUAAUUAAUGCAGAUCCAAGCAUACCUUCAAAGUCACUGAUGCUAUUAUGCUUGCAAAUGCUUAUUAUUAUCAUCCCGUCCAGUUUUCAGGAAGCCACUCAUUCAUCCAGUCAGUUACUCACUGUGUGUACAGUUCAGUACGUGGUUGGUGUUUCCACACAUUACUGACAUUUAUCUGUAAAAUAGUGAAAUCUGUUAAUUGAUGUCUUUAUUUUCAUGAAACUAUCAGAUAAGCAAAUGACAAAAAGCAAAGCUUUGAGGGAAAAAUAUGCUUUCCUUUCCUUGCUAAUUGUAACUGCAAUAAUUACAGUCAGCACUUUACCGCAGAAAAGGUACAGCUAAAGUUUAUUAUUAGCCGCCAGAGUGGCUGUAGAAUGAUAUUCUGCAGACUACUCUAUGAUCAUAAUGUGAAUUUAUCAAAGGGAAACUAAGCAAAAUAGAAUAUUAAAGGAGUAUCAGCCGAUGUUUCUGUUAUUACAUGCAUUUCAUUUUAUUUGUCUAAUAUUUUUUGAUUUGUUGAUGGUUUGUUUUUGUCUAUUUUAGUCAUCAGAUCUUUGAUAUCAAAUUUUUUUUUUUGUUAUGACUUUGUUUAUCACCUGCAGAAAUGCUUUACAUCUCUAAAUUAAUACAUAGGCCUAAAUAAACAAAGUUUCCAGAAUUUAGACGAUUUUCCCAUGCACGCUCAUACUUUAUUGACAAUUUAAAAAAUGUUUGCAAAGUUUGGCCUUUUCAUAAAAAUUACAAACAAGGGACAAAAUGAAAAGAUAGACAGACAAUUUCUGCAGGACAUAAUUAAUGAGUUUGUGUUCUUGUCUCUAACAAAGAGAAAAGAGGCGGUAACUUUUAUGAACAUGCAGUUUUGUGUUCAAUAAGAAACAACUUCCUCAGAUGUAGACAAUCCAUCGCAGUAAACAUAAAGCCUAAAAUUGGUUUUGUCGAGAUGUAUUUGUUCUUAAAUUACGCUCCUAUAGAGUGUUUUCAUAGUGCGCAUGUAACAGUACACCCUACUGGAAUAAAUGGACACGUCCCGUAGAGAAUAAUGCAUCACAAACCUUGUUAGCUGGGACACCAGUUUAAAUGACGUACAGUACAACACUAAAACUAGUUUGCAAGCUAAUGACAGCAUUUAUUGUGCUGAACAAUGCCAUCUAAUCAAAUCUUGACGUAAACCUUGUCUUAAAUGAAUAGCUAAAACUCUAAAUGACUUUAGUGUUCUCCUGUAAAGCCCACCACUACUCAUAAAUACGUGUCAUCCUUCAGAUUAUCCAUUAGUUGAACCUUCUAUCUCCGUAAAACUGAAUUUCUAUCUGACACGAUUUUAUUUUAUUUUUUUGUCACAGUGAGAAAAUAUUAUUGCUCACUGUGUGACUGAAAACACUCUUGUUUUAUAUAACAGUAUAAAACAUUUUUGAUAAUGUAGCUACCAGAAGGAGGGAAACUAGGUAAGGGGGCAGAGGUUUAGAUUAGAAAUGUUGCAUAAAGAAAAGAAAAUAUAAAGUCCUGGAAAUAAUGUGCUGCUAUGAGUUUCAAGUUUGGUCAGUGCCAGUAUUAUGUCAUGUUAUGAAUAUUAUUUAUUUAAACAUGUGAACUGUGAUUGUAAUCAUAGAAUAUGGUAUAUAUGAUAAUAUCAGUCUUCCAUGUAUAUUUGUCUUCUAUGUUUUUCUUCAACUAUGCUAUAUAAUUUGACUUUAUUUCUGUGUUUCUAAACAAAUACAAUAACUAUAAAGUGACAUCUAUAUCUGUAAUGAGCAGUUAAGAUAUUGUGCUGCUCAUGUUUGGUGAUAAAACAUGGGCAUUUUGGGGUUUAUGGAACGAAGUGCUGAGAAAAACGUGCUUUCGGCAGAACCGCUUUAUCAAACUGUGUCAAACUGUUAUCCAUGUACCGCGGCCUGCUGAUAGAUAUCACUGCAUGUUACUCGUUCAUACAGGCACCCAGAGAAUUGUAUCUAUUCCUUUAGAGAAAGAAAGCACUUACUGUAACUACACACACACAUUACAGUAGUUACACACAUGCUAGAAUGUAUGUGUGCGCAAAAGCAAUAAGCCAGCUAAUGAAAUGUAUCUUGAUCAUCACUGAUCAAAAGAUAUUUACGCGCACGCUUUAGAUGAUGCCUUGGCUUGAUCAUCAUGAAUCAGCGCUUUGCCUUGUAGAGAGACAGUUUCAGCUGCCACGCUUGUCUCAUGUGUGUGUGUUGCUUUAUAUUAGAACAAUAUGCUUUGCUUUGUGUACCUGCUGUGUAUGAUAACCUUUGCUUGUGUUUCUAAUUUGACUCAUUUUGUAUUUUUUAAAUGUUCUUCUUUUAUAUUUGGUCACAUUUACUGUUACUGAAAUGUGUGCACAGCCACGGAACUAGUUUGCUGAUUGAGUGUAAGAUCACUUAUUCGCCGGACGGCCUCCAUGUAUCAACAUGCAUCACGUCAUCUCUGCAAGGAUUUCUACAGAGCAACUGUGGUUGGUAGUAGUGAGUCAUUAACUGUGCUAUUGAUGUGACAAAAUAAAGUCAUUAAUCAUGA
Siniperca chuatsi (mandarin fish) is the source of this 6029-nucleotide messenger RNA. RefSeq names its product XK related 5b (gene xkr5b). Gene Ontology annotation, cellular component: plasma membrane. Bases 124 to 2370 code for a protein of 748 amino acids. The record is from RefSeq and is a predicted model, not a curated record. Lineage: Eukaryota; Metazoa; Chordata; Actinopteri; Centrarchiformes; Sinipercidae. Gene Ontology annotation, biological process: phosphatidylserine exposure on apoptotic cell surface; engulfment of apoptotic cell; apoptotic process involved in development. The transcript has 13 exons.